UUUUGAUUCAGUGAAAGAGAGAAAAAGUCUGCACAUCGCUUGCGUCGAGAGGACGGGAGAGCAGAUUCUUCUAGCCUAGCCAGGUCUUCUCAGAACAAAAGAACAGAUGAGUCUCCACCGCCAUAGUAGCAGUUCUUCCUGCAGACCCUUCAUAAAGAAAGCUUCUGAGUCGCACGAGCUUGUCUGACACCUAACCAAAAAAUCAUGGCGGCUCGUUCCCUAACCUCAGUCCAGAUCAAGGACGCGUAUGAUCUUUACGUCAAGGGCUUUGAAUGUGGUGUACCGGCGGAGGACACUUUGGAACUUGCGUUGAACUCCCUGUGUCUGAACCCGAAGCUGUACCUGAAGCCAGUAAGGGAAGCGUGCAUAAAAAAGGAUCACGGUAUUUAUCAAAAAUCUAAGCGGCGAAUCCUUUUUGCCAUUGUCUUGUGCAUGUUGCCAUUGUCUUGUGCACACGACAUCCACUCCAUUUACGUGUUUUAACUGCACAUGAUUGAAAGUUGCGGAUGAAAGUUAUGUGAUCAAAACCAAACCAAUACAGAGGGCAAAGAGAUGAAGAUCGCUUUUGCCGAUUUCGAGAACGUAGUGCAGGAGCAGAACACAGCUCAAAUCGAAUCCGGCGUCGACGUUAGGGAAAUGUUUGACAAGCUGGCUAGGGGAGGAAAGUACUUACUACUACGAUGCUGAUUGUCAUCUUGUGAUUUCAGUCAUUUCACGGUUUCUUUACAAUUACAUCCUCAAGAUUUGCAGACGCAUGCGCCCCUGCACACAAGAUCUGCGCAUCAUCACCGUGUUAAAACAUAUGUGUUUUACAUCUUACCACAGGCUCGACCUGGACCGUGUCCGGGAGCUGUGCACGCCCAUGGGCUUCCGCGACACCGACGUAGAGAAUAUGUUUGAGGACUACGCGGGCGAUGUUGGCCUGGUUACCGAAGAUUCCCUGAAGGAGUUAGUCCAAGUGAUCCGGGAAUCGAGGUGAUGAAUGAAAUAGAAAUUCACUCAUACAAGGGCGUGGCUGCACCUGCACGACUGCUCUUCUACUUUUCUUCCAUCUCGCCAAAUAAACACACUGUGUCAGUACCCAGUCCUCGGUUCAACAUCCCAGGAGUAGCCAGGAAGCGCCUCUACGAGCAGAAGGGGCUUCAACAGCUUCAUCUAAGAACGUUUCGUCACCGAGUGUUCAGCAACCUGAUCUCGAUCCGCUCCUGCAGAACCACAACAAAUAGAUCACCAGUGACACCAUAAGCGAGCUGUAGUCCUCUUCUUCAAGAUCAUGCUGGCGACAAGCGGAGUGCCUACGCUGGCGUGCACUGCAGCUGCGUGAGCAUCAUGUGCAUGAUCGCUAUUGGGUUCGCGCUGCGGCCGGGAAAAAAUGGAAUGCGUCGCGCAAUUUCUGUUUCUGUGAUCUCAUCUCCGGCGUUGUGGUCGAACUGGCAGAGAAAAGGGCAGUGCGCACAACAAUAAAUUUGACAUCGUCGACCACGACCGUACGGCGCUGGCAGUGCAACCCCGACACAACAACUUUGAUCGCACAUCGGAACGGAAUGAGAUUAAGAUGAUUGAGCCACACUACUACUUUGUCUUUGCUUAGUCUGGUGCUGCUCUCUCAUGAAAAUGAAUAUGGCUCACUGGUCCCUACCUAGCUCGAGCAUCUUCACGAGCAGCCAAAAAAAAGACUACCUGUUGAAUGAUGGGGUCGAGGAUGGCGUAGAGAUAGAGAUAGUAGUUAUCGACUCAACAAGAAAAAACGCACCGAAUUUCUCAUCGCGAAGGCCUAGCUUGCUUGUUCGGUAUCGAAUCUGCUGUUCUUUGCCGCGUUGACACGCGAUAACAAGAUAACCGCACGGCAGCAUCGUGUUCGGCAACGUCUUCACGCUCUCAACAAAGAGAGAUCAGCUUGCGAGUUCUCAGC
Molecule: messenger RNA, 1912 nt
Organism: Amoebophrya sp. A120
Lineage: Eukaryota; Dinophyceae; Syndiniales; Amoebophryaceae
Source: the annotation of a GenBank genome assembly